AGAGAGCUCACUCAACAAGACAUAAGUGUCAAUGAUGCCCUUGCUGCCCUCCGUGGUGCUCUUACUGGAAAGAGAGAGCUCACCCAACAAGACAUAAGUGUCAAUGAUGCCCUUGCUGCCCUCCGUGGUGCUCUUACUGGAAAGAGGGAGCUCCCCCAACAAGAUAUACGUGUCAAUGAUGCCCUUGCUGCUCUCCGUGGUGCACUUACUGGAAAGAGAGAGCUCACUCAACAAGACAUAAGUGUCAAUGAUGCCCUUGCUGCCCUCCGUGGUGCUCUCCUUGGAAAAAGAGAACUCAGCCAACAAGAUGUUACUCUAAUUGAAGCCCUUGCAGCUUACCGAGAAGCUAUUGCUGGAAAGUGACGAUCUGAUAAAGAUUUCCUCAUUUCCCCUUAAGAUCACCAAUUGCACCGAUGAACAAUUUCAAAGCAUUUAAAAUUAGUCUAAUCCAGUGCUGGAUUAAGACCCUCCCUCUCCCCUGAGGCAGUUAAAAUCUCAUGGUCCCAAACAUUCAAAUCCUCAC
Lymnaea stagnalis (great pond snail) is the source of this 523-nucleotide messenger RNA. NCBI's taxonomy places the organism in Eukaryota, Metazoa, Mollusca, Gastropoda, Lymnaeidae. The record is from the annotation of a GenBank genome assembly.